Komagataella phaffii GS115 is the source of this 2730-nucleotide messenger RNA. RefSeq names its product Zinc finger transcriptional activator of the Zn2Cys6 family. Gene Ontology annotation, biological process: DNA-templated transcription; aromatic amino acid catabolic process; positive regulation of transcription by RNA polymerase II. The transcript has a single exon. Gene Ontology annotation, cellular component: nucleus. The record is from RefSeq and is a predicted model, not a curated record. The coding region runs from base 1 to 2730 and encodes 909 amino acids. Gene Ontology annotation, molecular function: DNA binding; DNA-binding transcription factor activity, RNA polymerase II-specific; zinc ion binding. Lineage: Eukaryota; Fungi; Ascomycota; Pichiomycetes; Pichiales; Pichiaceae.
AUGCCUGGCACCUACAAGUUUCGCCGAAGCUACAAGGCUUGUCUUAACUGCAAGAUACGGAAAGUCAAAUGCGAUCUUGGCCCGCUAGACAAUCAGAACGAACCUCCUUGUGCGAAAUGUCGUAGAGAGAAGAAAGAGUGUGUCUUUCCGGAAUCAAGAAACAGAAAGAGACGAUCUGUGGUUGAAAAUCAAGACCAGGAAUACAACCAAGAACUGUAUCCUCAUGAAAAGUCUAGAAGGACCUCUCAAGAAGCAUCAGAAUCUCACAAAUAUACAUCAAGCAAUCUCGGACACCCUGGUCCAGUUUUUCCUCCUCCCUCCAACAUUAACAAUCUACUUAACAACUCAGAAAGAAAUCACUAUGAGAAUCAUCCACCACCCAUGUCUCAACGUUUAACUGUGCCAUCGGUAACCCAUAAUAGAAAGUUGAAAGACGAUUCCAACAGCUCCUCCACCUCUGAAUUAAAUAACUUGGAUUUCAAAACUUCUCAAGGUACAAUGGUUUUUCUAGCCUCUGCCGCUGGGGAGAUCGCUCGUGCUGAUGAAAGAGAUCACAUCGACGCCUUAAAACGUCAUCAGCAGCUGGAAACGUCGUUUUCACAGACUCAAAAUUUACAACAGGAUAUGCACGGGACCCGGGGCGAAUCAACUUCGAACCAGUCCGCUGAUGAAAGACACACAAUGCCACCAUUAGAGAGUUCGUCUAGCGUUAGACCUAAGCCUUCAAGUACAUUAGCAGACAUAGACUACAUUGGCCCAACAAAAGUCUUGACAGAGACCCAAGCUCGCCGCCUGAUCAGUUUAUUUUUUAACACUAUGCACCCAUUUUUUCCUCAUAUACCUUCUGAAAUGCAUAGCGCCGAUUGUUUGGCAGGAUAUCCUAUUCUUUUAUGUGCUAUCUUAACCAUAAGUGCGCGGUAUCACAAAUUAGACGAAAACGAUGAUGCUUCAUCGUCAAAUAAUAUUCAAGUUCAUGAGCAACUGUGGGUAUAUUGCCAGAGGCUUAUUUCACAAACAGUUUGGGCAGAGGCAUCGACUCGUUCUAUAGGCACUGUGUUCGCCUUCUUACUUUUUACGGAAUGGAACCCAAGGGCUAUACAUUGGCGCUGGUCUGAUUAUGCAAAUUCUGAUACCGGAGAGCUUGCCCCUCUAAAAGAGGUUGUCCUUGCUGCAGAAGAAGGUGGAAGUGUUACUGGACUUGAUGCGAUGCGGCGUAGCGAUAGAAUGGCAUGGAUGUUGAUAGGAUCUAGUGUUCGUUUGGCCCAGGACAUGGGUUUUGUAGAGCAUGAUUCGGGUGUCUUCCUGGCUACCCAUAUUGCCGAAAUAAACACAGCUAUGAACAUAAACAGAAGAUCAAUGCUGACUAGCUCGCUGCAUGAAAUUGAUAUUUUGGAUCACGACAGUCAAGAUCCUUCUUUCGAAAAUGAACCAUUGGACCUAGUUGUAAUCAAGGAAAAACAGAAAAGAAAUAUGGUAAACCCUGAUGAUGAUAGGCCUAAUUCACAGCCCGUCACCAACCAUUUAAAGUUUACAAAGAUGCAGAUGGCUAAGCUAGAGUUGUUGCAGAUUACGUCCAUUUGUUACGAGUCGCUAUACGGAAAAGACCCCAAGUUUAGUGGUCUGGAUAAGCAUCAAAAUCUAGCAUUAUUGGAUAUUCUGUCCCCUCUCUUGGAGAGUUGGUACCGAAGGUAUCACAGAUUAUUAGUACCUUCUAGUCCUUCCUAUCUGGCCCACAAUAACCCAAGAAAACAGUUCUUGAAUCAGUCUCCAGAAUUUUAUGCCGAAUUAGCCAUUUUGCUGGAUAGAGAGUCUCUGAUUUUUGAUUAUUACUAUGCAAAGUUAUACAUUUUUUCUUUGGCAUUGUCUCCUGAAAUCUCGAAGUCUAGUAUAUCAUCAAGGAAACAAAAGCAGAUGAAACUUGAUGACAUAGCUAAAUCCUCAAAGUACGUUGAAAUGGCUUUUAAUGCUGCCAAAGAAAUGCUAUCAGUUACACACCGAACCCAUAAGUUACGAAUCCUAAGGUUUAUGCCGGUUAGAUGGCUAACCAGGAUUGUUCGUGCCGUAGCUUUCGUGGUGAAAUGCUAUUUAACCUUAACUUCCCCAGUUCCCAUUGCUCCUAGAGAGUUCAACCCUAGUAACAUUUUGCACGAUGCAGUCAAUUCUUUCAAUGGAAGCAAGACAGAUGACACUAGUAGCAACUACCAAAGUGCAAUGUUUUCUGUUAUUCCACUGGAUGAGAUUAUUGCUGUCAUUCAAAGAGCUGCUAUUUCCUUGAGAGAAGCAUCACCGGAUGAGUUACAUCUCUGUACACGUUAUAGUACUAUUCUCAUGUACCUUUGCACCCAAAUGAAAGCCCGCAAUAAAAACAAUGGUAAAGUGAUAGACUAUGAGGCAGAAAUUCAAAACGCGUAUAAGGAUGCUGAGAAAGUUAGACAGAGUGGCCUUGAUAGCCCUGCCAAUGGCUUGUCUCCAUAUGCAAGCGAGAGAUCAUCGAAACAGAAAGAUCAUCACUACAACUUGACAGAGCCCAUAAAUUCUCCUUCGCAGGAGAAUACUUAUGAUGAUAACUUUUCACAAAUGAUGAACCCUUCCGAAACAGUAUUCAACUGGUUCUCUAAUAAUGACUUUGGUGUAGGAUUAGAAUUUGUGGAUGCAUGGACUCAAGAACUGGAACAAGACUAUCUUCAAAAAAUUUCAGAGAAUCCGGGCAAUUCGGCAGGCAAUAGUUAA